CCUAUUAAAGAAACUAAAUCUAUUGAAGAAGAGGUUGAUGAAACUCCUGAAACUAAUAAUAAUGAAAAAAUACUAAUUGAUAAAAAAUAUUUUCAAAGAAAUAGAAAUUGGAGAGAAACUAAUGCUAAACUUUUAAUAAUAGCUACCGAAAACAAUAAAGGAAAAAAAAUUUA
Molecule: messenger RNA, 173 nt
Organism: Racocetra fulgida
Lineage: Eukaryota; Fungi; Glomeromycota; Glomeromycetes; Diversisporales; Gigasporaceae
Source: the annotation of a GenBank genome assembly